Impatiens glandulifera is the source of this 827-nucleotide messenger RNA. Its product is annotated as transcription repressor OFP13-like. NCBI's taxonomy places the organism in Eukaryota, Viridiplantae, Streptophyta, Magnoliopsida, Ericales, Balsaminaceae. The coding region runs from base 90 to 683 and encodes 197 amino acids. The record is from RefSeq and is a predicted model, not a curated record. Gene Ontology annotation, biological process: negative regulation of DNA-templated transcription. The transcript has a single exon.
CAUCAAAUCCAUCUUUUCAUUCCAACCCAUCUCAGAUCUCUUUCUCUCUACUUACACAUUUGCACUUUCAGUUUCAUCAUCCAUCCAUCAUGAAGAUCCCAUUUCUCUCCAGAAACCAACACUCAUCAUCCCCACCAGAAGAUCAAGAUCACAUUUUCAAGACAGUAAACUCAAUUUUCUUCUACCAAGAAGACGACUCCUCCACAUCUUUCACCAACUCAUCAUCCCAAUCCGCAAGGUUAUCACUAGAAGACGAAGAAUCAUAUGAUAACAUGGACACAAUGAUCAUAGGCGGGUUGAACUCGGAGAGACUGUUCUACGAUCCCCAUGGCACCAGAUCGCUACUUAGAGUUAGAGAACCAAAAACAGUACUGCCUUUCGAGGAGGAAAGCGUAGCCUUGGCCAUGGAGUCUGCCGAUCCAUACAGAGAUUUCAGGAAAUCAAUGGAGGAGAUGAUGGAAAUUCAUGGAUUGAAAGAUUGGGAUAGCUGGGAAGAGUUGUUGGGAUGGUAUUUGAGGAUGAACGGUAAGAUCAACCAUGGGUUUAUUGUUGGAGCUUUUAUAGAUCUUCUUGUUAGGAUGUCCCCGGCCCAAAGUUCUGAUUCUGAUUCUACUACCUCUAUUUCUUCUUCUUCUCGAUCUCCAGUUACGAGACAGAAAGAGAAAUUAACAAGACCAAAAUGAUAAUGUAAUAAUAAUAAAUAGUGUGUAUGUGUGUUGCUGAACCAAUCUCAUUGUAUAAAACAGACUAUGAAUUUGAUUUGACUGAUCAAUCAUGUAAAUUAAUUAGUACUAAUCUCGAUGUAUAUAAUAUGGGUUUUUGGAAAU